AUGGCUCCUACCAUUUCCACAUCUACCGGUAAAGUUCAGCGGUUGUAUCUUUGGGACUGGGAGGUACUAAUAACCCUCCCUAAAGAUCAGAAAUUUGAUGAAUCCAAAGAACCAUUUUACGUGCUUGAUCUAGGACUUCUCAUCAGUCUUAUCAACGACUGGGCUCGUGCUCUCCCCAUGAUUCAGCCAUAUUACUACGUCAAGUGCAACCCAAACACGGCCCUCCUCGGUGCCAUGGCCGCCCUCAGCUCGAACUUCGACUGCAGCAGCCGAGCCGAGAUCGAAUCGGUCCUGGCUCUCGGGGUCUCACCCAACCGAAUCAUCUUUGCCAACCCAUGCAAGGCCGAGUCCCACAUCAAGUACGCUGCCACCGUUGGUGUUAACUUGACCACUUUCGACUCCAUGGCUGAAGUAGACAAGAUCAGAAAAUGGCAUCCCAAAUCUGCAUUGCUCAUUCGAAUCAAAGUUGUGGACGAUAGUGCCGCGCGCUCCCCUUUGAGCUCCAAAUGUGGGGCAUUCCCCGCCGAGAUACUGCCGCUUCUUCAAGCUGCUCAUGCUGCCCACCUCGAUGUCGUUGGCGUCUCGUUCCAUAUCGGGAGCGGACGCAGCGAUGCAGGUGCUUAUCAUGUGGCUGUAGCCGCUGCCAAAGCUGUGUUUGACGCAGCAGUUCGACUAGGGAUGCCAAAGAUGAAGGUGCUGAACAUCGGGGGCGGAUUCACCGCGGGGGUGCAUUUCGAGGCUGCAGCCACAGCCGUUAAAGAAGCAAUUGAGAAGCACUUUUCCGGCGAGGAAGGGGUGAGCAUAAUGGCGGAGCCAGGGCGGCUUUUUGCAGAGAGAGUUUUCACGUUGGCGACCAAUAUAAUUGGGAAGCGAGUGAGAGGAGAUUUUAGAGAGUAUUGGAUAACGGAUGGGAUAUACGGCUCCAUGAAUUGCAUCGUCAACGAUCACGCGGUUCUCACGUGCACCCCACUAGCCACCACCUCAAACCCUCAAGAUCCGACAUGUGGGAACGCUGAACUGUACAAGUCCACCGUGUUUGGCCCGACACGUGACGCCUUUGAUACCAUUUCGGAUGCUUACUGGCUACCGGACUUGAAGGUGGGUGAUUGGCUGCUGUUUCCAAACAUGGGCUCCUACACGUCAGCAACCGGGUCCAGCUUCAGUGGGUUUUCCACAUCCGCAAUUUCCACCCAUCUUGCUUAUUUCAUACCAUAGUAAUAAAUAGUAUUACUUAAUGCACUGAUCUCUUCCAUUUAAAUAAAUUAAGGCUAGUUUUACAAUCAUGGCUAAAGGGUUGUAUAUAUGUAA
Molecule: messenger RNA, 1308 nt
Organism: Momordica charantia (bitter melon)
Lineage: Eukaryota; Viridiplantae; Streptophyta; Magnoliopsida; Cucurbitales; Cucurbitaceae
Source: RefSeq, a predicted model, not a curated record